This is a messenger RNA of Penicillium roqueforti, 450 nucleotides long. RefSeq lists its product as uncharacterized. The transcript has a single exon. Bases 1 to 450 code for a protein of 149 amino acids. The record is from RefSeq and is a predicted model, not a curated record. Lineage: Eukaryota; Fungi; Ascomycota; Eurotiomycetes; Eurotiales; Aspergillaceae.
AUGGCUUACGAUGGCAUCGACGAUCUAGACAUGGUUCAGAUAAAGCCUCUGAUAGCAACACUGCCCAUGUUCGAAACACUAUACCACGCCCUCGAGGAGCGAGACCAGCGGGAUCCUGCAUCGUGGAGGCCUACUGGUCGCGGACAGGUACUGAUGCGCAACGCUACCAACACCGUCCAAUCUUAUUCCGGCCGUGGGCUUAUGAGGAUGUUGGCGGAAGAAAUGAUGAGACGCUCGGCGACUGAAGGGUUCCGGGGUAUCCAAAUCGAGAGUGUUUCCAAGGUUGUGGAAAAGGUGUGGUCGAAACCACCGGCGCCGUUCAGGGGAACUAUCAUCGCGCAGUUUCACACGACAACAUUCGAGGAGGAGAAGAAGUCUGGGGAAGUUUUGUAUCCGCUCCGACCGGCGAAUGUGAAUAUUUCCAAAAUCUUCGUCAGCCUCCGGGCUUGA